AUGUCUUCUGUAGCAACUCGCAAAGUUGUCAAUUCUCUUUCUCCUGCACGCCGCGUCCCCGACAUGCGCGGUGCUGCAAAGCAGGCUAGUGUCGCUGUCAAUCCGAUCAGGCUGCCUUACAAGCAGCUCCAACGAUCAAACAAGUCAACCACAAAGCCAAGAACGAAGUUGGCUGCGUCGAGGCAGAACUUGCCCACAGCCAACGGGUUGACGUCAAGGACAAGACCGAGCGCUUCGGCGACUCGUGUACCCCAACUCCACGCACGAUCCAGAGCUGACUACAAGCAGAAUGGUGCCGGUGCGUUUUCGAAGACCAAGAUCCCGAGACCAACGGUUGUGGUGUUGAAGGAGGCUCGUAUCCGCCAGAGCAUGGAGUUUUGGGUCCGAUCAGUGAGUGUCGUUCGGACCCCCAAGGCCAAGUUGACUUCACACUCUGCAGACCAAGUAGCAGUUUCCCAAGACUGCGAAGACAAGACCCCAAAGAACGGCCCUAUCGAGGCCGACUCUGAAAUCCUGCAGCUUGUCAAGCGAAACGAGGCCAAUGGUGCGGGAAUCGAUGAUUCCUCACUGCUCUUCAACGACAAGAGCUUCGACGAGUGUGUUGACGCUGACCAACAGACGACGACCACCAAUCCCAUCGGACGCGAACUGGCCAGCAUGAAGCGACUUGGACUGGGACUCCGGAUCCACCGAUUGCCGUGGUUUGUGGGACUUGCCCACUGUCCGCAGUACAAGGGCGAAGGGGUCACCAUGCCACACGUGCGCCCUAGGAGGGGGCUGGCUGUGAAGGAGCAAGGAAAAGAGCUACGCACCAUUACCGCUCCGUCGAACCCGCCAAAGGAUGGUGUCAAGACAACACUACUACCAUCCCGACCAGCUACCAAGGGGACAACACUAGGCAACGUAGUCAAAGUCACCAAACCCGCUUCUUCGGCACCAGCCAAGAGCGAUAAGGCGGCUACGACCACAAAGCCUCAGGGGCAUGGAAAGCGCCACCUUCCGGCAACCACCCCGCCUAGGGCUUCGCGAAGGUGCUCAGCCAACAUCCGCACCACUCCUCUCUCCCGUCGCCAGAAGCCUGUUGCGCAGCCAAAGGCUACUGGAAAUCACAAGCCCCGGCCUAGCGUUGGACGACACCUCGGUACCAAGCAGUCAGCGACUCCCAGUACCGACAAGAAGCCACUGGAUCGUGGAGCUCACGCAGUAAAGCCCGCUCUAAAGCCGACUGCACGCCCAUCCAGUCCCGCCACGAUCAAGAAGCAGGUCGCCUUCGCCGAAGGACCUAUCAAGCCACGCUUCUUCUCCGCCAAGGACACCGUCAAGCAGUCCGCAUCGCCUGAUACCCUGCCAUCACGGUAUGAAUGGGUCCCACUCGUCGGUCUGCUGCACUCUCGACCUACCUCGGUCGGGUCCAAGACAUCAAAGAUGUUCCAAAGCGACAAAGCGGGUAGCUUGACGCUCAAGCGCCGCUUCCUCCUUCGUUUCGCCAGCGUCCAGGCGUACGAGGCAAAGCGUCGCGAAGAGGCUCUUGCCAGGGGUGAGCAGCCGGGUCUGGGUCAGCUCGACUAUGGCAAUGCUGCUAUCAAGAUUGCCCUGCAAGCGUCCGGGGUCGUCGAGGCAGACGACAUUGGGAUCCUCCAGGACCUGAGUGGUGUUGGCAGGUGUGGGCUCGUGGCUACUGGUCGCCGACGGAUGGCCAAUCCCGUUUGGGUCUUUGGGUCGUUCAAGGAGCCGACGAUACUAGAUAUUGUCAAGGACGACAUCAGCAACACGCACCGGGAUAAUUGAUGUAAGGAGUUACGUUCUGAUCAUCGAUGACUAUUCAGUAAGCUUUCUUUUCCCUUUUA
Molecule: messenger RNA, 1847 nt
Organism: Bipolaris maydis ATCC 48331
Lineage: Eukaryota; Fungi; Ascomycota; Dothideomycetes; Pleosporales; Pleosporaceae
Source: RefSeq, a predicted model, not a curated record